Molecule: messenger RNA, 1521 nt
Organism: Dichotomopilus funicola
Lineage: Eukaryota; Fungi; Ascomycota; Sordariomycetes; Sordariales; Chaetomiaceae
Product: major facilitator superfamily domain-containing protein
Exons: 5
Coding region: 1-1521 (506 amino acids)
Biological process (GO): transmembrane transport
Molecular function (GO): transmembrane transporter activity
Source: RefSeq, a predicted model, not a curated record
AUGCCGGAAUCUAGCGAAGAGACCACACAAGAUUCCGAGACACCACAUCCAUCAUCAUCACGACUACAGCGAUACCAUGUGUUACUACACAAAGCGUGGAAAUGGCAGCCCAAGCCGGCACGCUACGACCCGGAGAAACCUCCAAAGUUCACGCUCUGGUUGAAUAUCCUGUUUGGCUUUGCCUCAUGCUUUACCGUCGCAAAUUUAUACUACAACCAGGCCAUCCUGAACCGCAUCGCCGAGACCUUUGCCGUGUCCUUCGAGCGCGCCUCGUCAGUGGCCACGCUGAUGCAAGCCGGGUAUGCCGGUGGUUUGGUCCUGAUCUGCCCGCUGGGCGAUGUCUUUCCCCGGAGGCCGUUUAUUAUAGGCCUUGUGGCAUUCACCGCGACAAUGUGGCUCGGCCUCUGCCUAACCACCUCCUUCCCCGUCUUCAGCGCCAUCUCCUUCCUGACCGGUUUCACCACCGUCACCCCACAGCUCAUGCUCCCCCUCGUCGGCGACCUUGCCCCGGCCCACCGCCGCGCCAGCUCCCUCGCCAUCGUGGUUUCUGGUUUGUCCCUGGGGAUUCUGGUGGCGCGCAUCCUGUCCGGCGUCAUGGCCGCCUACACAGCCUGGCGCAAUAUCUACUGGUUCGGUCUGGGCGUGCAGUGGUUGGUGGCCGGGGGGUUGUAUAUCUGGUUGCCUGAUUACCCGAAACCCAGCAGCCAUCCCAAAAGAACUCUCACCCUCAAAACCUACCUCCAAAUCCUCCUCUCAACCAUCCACCUCCUCCCCACGGAACCCCUCCUCCUCCAAGCCUCCCUCAUCGCCUUCCUCCUCUCAGCAGUCUUCACCUCCUACUGGACGACCCUCUCCUUCCUCCUCUCCUCGCCCCCCUUCUCCUACCCCAGUCUCCCCAUCUCCCUCUUCGGUCUCAUCGGCAUCAUCGUCAUCCUCUCCGCACCCAUCUACUCCCGCCUCGUCAUCGACCGCGUCGUUCCCCUCGCCUCCGCCCUACUAGGACUAGCGGUUGAGUUGGCCGGCGUGGUGGUGGGUACGUGUAUAGGGAGUUGGCAUGUGGCGGGUCCCGUGGUGCAGGCUGUGACGGUGGAUGUGGGAUCGCAGUUUACGCAGAUUGGGAUGAGGGCGGCGAUUUAUGGGAUUCGGCCGCGGGCGAGAAAUCGGGUGAAUACGGCGUAUAUGGGGGUGUCGUUUUGUGGGCAGUUGACGGGGACGGCGGUGGGGAAUCGGUUGUUUGCGCAGGGGGGGUGGGGGUAUAGUGGGAGUUGUAGUAUCGCCUUCAUAGUAGCAGCAAUAAUCAUCUGCCUUGUCCGAGGCCCCCGAGAAAAAGGCUGGUUCGGUUGGUCAGGGGGAUGGGCGAUACGCAGAGACGAUUUGCCCGCGGAAAGGCAGGACGUGGAAGCGCCGGCUGCGGAUACAACAGGAGCAGGAGUGACGGUUGUAGGGGCUGGUGUUAAACCUGUUGAAGAGACGAUAGGGGAAGAAAAAAGUGAGCGGGAGAAAGGGGGGUCGGAAGAAUAG